Molecule: messenger RNA, 1706 nt
Organism: Emys orbicularis (European pond turtle)
Lineage: Eukaryota; Metazoa; Chordata; Testudines; Emydidae
Gene: MFSD2B
Product: MFSD2 lysolipid transporter B, sphingolipid
Exons: 14
Coding region: 1-1623 (540 amino acids)
Biological process (GO): carbohydrate transport
Cellular component (GO): plasma membrane
Molecular function (GO): sphingolipid intramembrane carrier activity; symporter activity
Source: RefSeq, a predicted model, not a curated record
AUGGCCGGUGCUGGAGGGGACACCCCGCAGCAGGGGGACGGGCCUGGGAAAGCGGCGCCGAAGGCCACCCUUCUCCCAGAGGAGACGCCGCAGGAACAAGCGCUCAGGCGGUCAGCAGAAGAGCUCAGACAGGAAGACAGACUCUCAGUUUGCAGCAAAUUAUGCUAUGCAAUAGGAGGUGCUCCAAACCAAGUUGCAACAAGUGCCACUGCUUUUUUUCUACAGAUCUACCUGUUAGAUAUAGCACAUAUUACUCCGUUUCAUGCCUCUUUGGUGCUGUUCAUUGGCAAAGCCUGGGGUGCAGUUACUGAUCCUGUUGCUGGCUUUUUUAUUAGCAAAAGUAAAUGGACAAAAAUUGGCCGGCUUAUGCCUUGGAUGUUGGGGUGUACGCCCUUCACGAUUGUGUCCUAUUUCUUCAUGUGGUACUUGCCUCCUUUUGUAGUGGGAAGAGUUGUGUGGUACCUGACUUUCUAUUGUCUUUUCCAAGCAUUGACGACAUUAUUCCAAGUACCGUAUUCUGCUCUCACCAUGUUUCUCAGCCCAGACCAGAAGGAGAGAGAUUCAGCAACAGCAUACCGAAUGACUGUGGAAGUGCUUGGAACCUUGAUGGGAGCUGCGCUCCACGGGCAGAUUGUGGCAAGCGCCCACGCCUCUGAUCACUGCACCGUGAAUCUCACCAUAAACGCUGCUGACUCUUCCAGUUCUCUAAGCAACGCUUCCAACCUGGCUGAGCCCUUGGGCCUCCAGUCUCAUGGAAGAGAAGUCUACAUGAUUGCAGCGGGAGUAAUAGGAGGGGUGUAUCUAUUCGGCAUUGUCAUCCUUUUCAUUGGAGUAAAGGAGAGAGACGAUCCUUACGCCUUAAAUUCAGACAAAGCAAUUCCUUUCUUUAAGGGACUGAGACUCACAAUGAAGCACGGUCCGUACUUGAAGCUUACAGCUUCGUUUCUUCUCAUCUCAACAGCCGUUCAGCUUGAGCAGAGCAAUUUUGUCCUGUUUUGCACCCAUGCAGCCAGUCUUCACAAUCACUUCCAGUAUUUAGUGGUGACCAUCUUGGUAUCAGCAGCAGUGAGCAUUCCAUUCUGGCAGUGGUUUCUACAGCAAUUUGGCAAGAAAAGUGCAGCAUGUGGGAUUUCCUGGAUGAUUCCUUUUGCGGUCAUGCUGGUUACAAUCCCAAAUCUGGUUUUGGCAUACGUGGUGGCCUUUGUCUCUGGUCUGAGUAUUGCAGCAUCUUUGCUGUUGCCAUGGUCAAUGUUGCCUGAUGUAGUUGAUCACUUUCGCCUGCUGAAUCCUCAUGCAAAGGGACCCGAAACCAUCUUUUAUUCUUCAUACGUCUUCUUUACCAAGAUGUCGGCUGGGAUUGGAUUAGGAAUUUCCGCAGCAAGCCUGGAGUUUGCUGGUUAUAAAACAGGGAUGUGCAGGCAAUCCAGCACUGUGAUCCUCACACUGAAAAUCCUGAUUGGGGCAGUCCCUGCCAUCCUCAUUGUUAUAGGCUUAUCCAUACUCCUCUUCUACCCAAUCACUGAAAAAAGUCGAAAAGAAACUGAAUUUGCACUCGAGCUGUUAAGAAGGAGUCAUCCGAGCACUGACAACCUUUCCAAAAACGAAGAGGAUACCUGGAUAUGAAAGUUCGGAGAGAAGUGGCUUUUCAAACCGAAGUCUGACCUCAGAUUCCAAAACACUGUACUUGGGGGGUGGGAGGAAGGAAG